This is a messenger RNA of Trichobilharzia regenti, 4015 nucleotides long. NCBI's taxonomy places the organism in Eukaryota, Metazoa, Platyhelminthes, Trematoda, Strigeidida, Schistosomatidae. The record is from the annotation of a GenBank genome assembly.
AUGCAUGCAAAGAGAAAGUUCAGCGCCAACUUACCAAUACUUCAUCAAUUCUAUAUUGGUACAGAUGAUAAUCAUAUAAUUACAGAGAAUGUUUACAAUUCUACAAAUCUACCAACAAAUAUUACUGAUAAUAAUAAUAAAGAAAUAAAGCAUGUUAGUACAGUAUCCGAUGAACCAGUGAAGCCUAUUCAUAUUCAUUAUUGUAAAGAAAAACCGUCAAGAUUACAUUCACAACCAAUUGUUACAGAUUUACAUUCAUUGACAAUAACAACAAAAACACCGCCAACAACACCACCGUCACCAUCACGACCACCACCGCUGACAACAACAAAAACAACAAUGAAACACUCAUCAUCAGCAAUAGCAUCAUGUGAUAAAAAUAUUCCUUUGUCUGCAUCAAAUCAAUUAUAUUUACCUGGUCAAAUGAAUCCAUUGUCUGGAAAUGAUGAAAGCGGUAUACCUGUUGAUGAAAAUAUCAUCCCUCUACCAAAUGAUGAUGGAAAUAUUCAAUGCCAUAUUGUUGAUAAAGAACCAUUUAGUAUCACUGAAGAUUUUUUACGAGAACCAAUACCAAAUGGUGGUUGGGGUUGGCUUGUUGCCCUUGGAAGCUUUUUAUGCAUUUUUACUGUGGACGGUGUAUGCUUCUCUUAUGGUUUGCAUAUAAAUGAAAUGAUUAAAGAAGGUCAGUUUAGUGGAAAUCCUCCUCUGCUUCUGCCUCCUCCUGCCUAUCGUGUAAAUGAUACCUCUAGUCAAGUAUCUUUAGCUAUGUUAAGCUUACCAGGAGCACUGUUAUGCGGGAUAUACUUUCUAUUCGGUCCUCUUACUGGUGCAUUGGUAAAUCGAUUCGACUAUCGUAUUGUUGCAUCAGUUGGUUCAAUAAUCACCACAUUGUGCUUUCUAAUAUGUGCUUUAUUCAUACAUAAUAUAUUGACAUUCACCAUUGUCUUUGGUAUAAUUGGAGGCAUUGGCUGUAGUUUAAUCUACUUACCAGCUAUUACAGUCAUUGGACAUUGGUUUGAAGAACAUCGUGCUUUUAUUGUCGGCAUGGUAAUGUGUGGUGGAUGUUUAGGCUUUGGUUUAUUAUCAAUCAUUACACCGUGUUUAGCUGAACAUUUCACAUGGCGUGGUUGUCUUAUUCUACUCGCUGGAUUAUUUAGUCAAACAUUAGUUGGCAUUGCAUUAUUUCGUCCAGUUAGUGUAUAUGAAAAAAUUAAAUUGCUUAAAGUAUUAAAACAAUCUGAACUAAAAGAAAAAGCCAGUUUAGCCAAGAAGACAAAGUGUAAAAAGCACAAAUACCUUACAACAUCAUUUAGUAUGAUGAAAUCAUCAAAAGUUGGUGGACGUCCAGAUAAGAAAAUUGCUAUUCAACGUGGUUCUAUAAUGGCACGAAUCAUUGAAGAGAAAUCACGUCAGCGUACCACAUCAACUGGCAGUCUUGAUGGGAUGGUGAUAACACGUGAGAAUCAGCUAGUCGCUUUAUCAUCAUCAGAUGCUUAUGAAGUUGUUAUGGCGGCAGCUGCUGUAUAUAAUGCAACUACUGCUAGUCAAAAUACUACGGCGGCUAUGUUGAAUAUACACCGCGGGCAAUUAAAGUAUUGUAAUAAUAAUAAUAAUCGUAAAAAUCUACAAACGCUAACAGAAGGAUUUCCAAUGUCAUCAUUUGAACAAGCAACAUGUGAAUAUCAUAGAAAUUCACAACCUGCAUGUGUUGCAGUGCUUCCACCGCCUGUACAAUUUAGUCGUUCUGCUGUUCGACGUAUCGCCCGUGCUAUACUCCGUAAACUACAUGGACAAAACAAGCUACCAUUCUCUCCGUCAACUACAUCAAUAUCAACUAGUUCAAGACAAGUGAUCACAGCAUCGAAUCGUAAUAGUUCUACAACAACUGCAAUCGCUGGCGGUGGUGGUGCCAUUGGUGAUAGUCGUGUUGAAUCUUGUACAAAUUUUAAUAUCCCAUAUACAGAUAGUUCAAAAAAUAUACAAUAUGAUAAAUUGAAUCAAGUAUAUCGUUAUGAGUUAUUGCAUGGUUCAUUGGCAACAAAUAUUUCUCGUCGUAAACGCAGUUUACUCAUUUCAUCAUUGUAUAGUGAAUUAGCUACAAGCAUUAGAGAUAAUGAAACAUUGACUGACCUACAACAACAACAAUCGCAGCAACAGCAACAAUCACAUCAACAACAACAACCACAAAUACAACCACGUCAUUUAUCGAUUACAGUGAAUCGAUCAAUUUCACCACAAGACUCACAAAGUCGAUUGAAACCGCCAACUUCAGAUUCCCCAUCUGCUUUAACCUCAUUAAUCAGUUUAGAUUCAUAUACAAGUCAUAUUAUAGCACGUGAAUUAAAUAGUCUACUAUUGGAUAAAGGCACAAAAUUAGCUAUUAUGCAAGAUAUACAACGUGAAUUAAGUCGACCAAAAUAUCGUCCAGACUUUUUCUAUUCUGGCAACAAGCACAAAUUGCCAUUAUGUCAUGUGCCUGAAUAUACAGCCUGUAAACAAUUUCCAUGUGAUACAAAUCAUGCCUUACUGAAAGAUUUGAAAUAUAAUCAAAUUCGAUUGGCUCAAUCAACUUUUAAACGUUAUCCAAUUUUGUUACAAGAAAGAGUUGGUGGUAGUGGUGUUAGUGGAGGUUCUUUGUCUAUCGAUGACAGCGGUGGAGUUUGUGAUGGUGGUGGCGGCGGAGGCGAUGGGGUGAUUGGUUAUUCUGUUAUGAAUAAAUCGGUUAAAAUUGUGGAUCACCAUCAUCAUCACCAUCGUCAUCCUGAAAGGCGUAUUCUUCUCAAUAGGCAUCAGCUACAACAGCACCAGCAUGGAACUAUAAAGCAUAUUACAGAUGUAAAGAAUAUAAUUGAUGCACCAAGAACCAAUGAAUUAUUGGCUUAUUUAAUCGAUAUGCUAGAUUGUAGAAUAUUAAAAAGUUUUACAUUCAUUCUACUAUCAGUCGCGUGUUUUGUAAAUAUGUUUGUUCUUUUAGUUCCAUUUUAUUAUUUGCCUAUAUUAUUGGCUUAUGGGGGUGUUGAAUGUCAUAUGAAUUCAGUAUGGUGUCCAACAGGCCUAACAGAAGGCAAUAUAACUCAUCAUUUUGGUGUAGAUAAUAAUACAAUGAUGAAUAGCCUGCAUGCACAACUUCAGUAUAUUAAUACAUUUGACAAGAAUUAUUCAUUUGUCAGCACAGAAUUAUUAUUAUUUACAAUUAGUUGUGCUAGUAUAUUGGGUCGUUUAUUUGCAGUACGGAAACUCGAAUUGGUGCACAUUUUUGCAAAGAGUUUUACAUCAAAAUGGAGUUAUAUUCUACCACAGUGCCCAAGUUCUAUUCUUACACCAAUGUUCAUAAAACUUCAUUUCCCCUUGAUACCAUUUCCACGAUGUCACCUGUAGACACCUACGCCAUAUUCAGCACUCUGAUUGUGGGUUUGUUAUAUCCACCCUCUCAGUGCGUGUCCUAUACAUCCCUCUCUUUCCUACUUUAUAUUGUAUCUGGUAAUAUCAAAGUAGUAUAUCGUGUAUUGUCUUCGCAAAAUAUAAAUGAAUUGAUUUUUUAUAUGAAAUUAUUAAUAUUAUUAUCCUGGACCGACGCGAAGAACCUAGAAGACUUGGAUUUCGCGGAUGAUUUAGGCUUGAUGUCACACAAAAUCGAAGACUUACAAGCGAAAACCGAUAAACUGGUCGAAGAAGCAGACAGGGAAGACAGGACUCCAGGUGAACAUAGACAAGACAGAGGUGAUGAAAAUGACCAACCAACAACAACAGCAGCAAAAUCCAGCGUCAAUCACCAUCAACGAGAGGGAUUUGAAAGAGGUUACUUCAUUCACUUAUCUAGGGAGCAUUGUCUCAACUACAGACAGUCGGAACGGACGAGGAUGUUAAAUCGAGCGAGAAUCGGGAAGGCGAGCGAGAAACACAUUCAUGAACCUGAAAUCAAUCUGGAAAUCAUCGUCACUCAGCCAGCAUUAACAACAAAAUUCGGUCGGAUUUUCAAUACAAACGUAAAGUCAGUCAGUUCUUCUAUACGGAU